UGCUUUUGUUCAGUUUUAAUCCAGUAGUGCAGUUCAGAUGUGGUGUGAGAAGUUUUCCUAUUGGGCGAGAAAAAGAAGCAUUUUCAUCAGGAAAAUUGAUUCGCUAUUGGAAAAUUGAAACAAAGGGCUUGUUUUUCAUUCUGCGGGGUGAUGUGAUGAAAUUCGGAGCAAUCCUUUUGGGAUUUACUGUGCAUGCUGUGCGACACAGCAGUAAGGAAAAUCGAUCCACCCGAUGUGAAUGGUGCCUGCGGUGGUGAGGAAAAGUUGGUUUUUCCAACCGAAUGCUGCUCGAGUAGCAACGAGUAUCCAAAGUGUUGUUAAAAAUGUGAUAAAAAUCGCAUAUCUGGCGAGAAAAGUGAUAUUCGAUAUGCUAUUGCCAUUAGAGUGAGAAAAAAGCGUUUCUUAGCUGAAUCGAAGAAAGAAAAGUGAAAAAGUAGAAGUUCCAAGGAAUUCCCUUCGGGGCUUUGACUGCCCACCACCAACAACAAGUAUAUACACAGUGUGAAACCAUUGUUGUUUGCUGCUGAUUCAUCCAUUCUCUCUGCCAAAGGUGGUUCGUUUUCGAAGAAACCAUUACUAGGAGUGGAUACUGCGAACAAAACAUUACUGUUGAUUGGGAUUAACAAAACACGCAUCAAGGGCGAACUACAACCGUACCACCAGCCACAGCCAAAUCGUAAUUUCCGGCAAACGCCCACGCCCCACACCAUUCCGAGACAAUGCACGCAGUUGGAAUACACUCGGCACUGGCCAUCAAACGGCAGCGAAAACGGCGGGACAAUCAGCGCAAGGCCCGCGAACGACGCUACAGUAUACAGAGCUCGGAGAGUGGCGAUACGCACUCGCCCCAUGGCUCCACCCGUCGGAAGUUCCAUCCCCACCAGGUGCACGCCACCGACAACAACAAUUUACUAGAUACCAAAGUAGUCACAAGUAUUGGUAUGCUGCACAUAGGUGUCGUAUUCCUAGUGUUCGGAAUCUUUUUACUAGGAGCUGGAUUUUUUCCAGAUAAUCUAUCAAAUCAAUCGUCACAAUCAUGGCACCUGCUGGGAAAAGGAUCCUGGUGGAACGAGCUAGUAUGCACGGGACUGUUCGCCAUCGGUCUCGGCAUCUUUCUAAUCAUAUUAAACUGUGUGAUAAGCAGUCGGGAGGAGCAGGACCUUGAAAGUUACGUCCAGCGGCAGCUAACCCGAUCGAGAUCCGGCCAUCGACUGGAGCGCGACGUUGAGACGGGUGGCCUCACGACACGCCACCACCGCAAAGCCAUGCAGAUACAGAAGGGUGCCGCCGAGAGAGGACUGGACGAUCUGUCCAACUCCAACAUCCUGCUGACGCCUACCAGCAGCGAAGUGGUGACACCGACGACUCCAUCCGGAGUACUUGGAGCAUCGGGAGAAAUUUUAUUGGAGAAAAUCCUCGAGGAGGACAGUAGCUACGGUGAUCCGGACUACUACACACGAAACAACGUUGGCCAAUCGCCGCCCGGGCUGGACAACGACAAGAAGCUGCUGCUGGGCAAUGGCCACACCGGCGCCAUCCACAUGACCGAUAUUUAAUUCCUCGGUGUACCACACAUUAAUAGCCCAUCGCCUCCAUCAUCACCGUCGCCAUUAUUGUCGUCGUCUCAUUAUCGUCGCCAUAGUUUCGUUGUGAUGUCAUCAUCAUACAGCCGGUGAAAUGGACCGACCACCACCAUCCCGUGUCGCCACAGCAGCCAGCAGAGGCAUCGUAAGUAGAACCAGCGCAGCAGCGCGCAGUCAUGGCAGAAGAGCUCUAGAAGGCACCACGAGUAAAGUGUGCUAACUAUACAUUAUGGCUCUUUCUUCCCAAUCUUCUACACUAUAUAGAUAUUUUUUUCUAUAUUGAUAUAGAUAUUAAUAAGAAAUAUUCACAUAGUUCAAGUACGUGAAGAUAUAUAAAUUGAAAAA
Aedes albopictus (Asian tiger mosquito) is the source of this 1928-nucleotide messenger RNA. RefSeq lists its product as uncharacterized. Lineage: Eukaryota; Metazoa; Arthropoda; Insecta; Diptera; Culicidae. The transcript is spliced from 7 exons. The coding region runs from base 720 to 1556 and encodes 278 amino acids. The record is from RefSeq and is a predicted model, not a curated record.